AGCUGGAGUCUCUGGCCUGACUGCGGCCUUCAUUCUGUCCAAGAACAAGAACUAUAGCAUCACCGUUGCAGCGAAGCAUAUGCCAGGAGACUAUGACAUUGAGUAUGCAUCGCCGUGGGCUGGUGCAAACUAUCUACCGUACGUUAGAACACCUGCAUACUGCCUAGCUAUCUCGACACAAUUUGUACUAGGAAGCUACUUCGAACACUUGAAGCUGACAAUGAAAGUGNUUGGCAAGGAAGGCACUCCAUCGCAAGAAUACGAGAGAAAUACAUGGCCCGAACUAGCUAGACUAGCUGAGGAGCAUCCCGAAGCUGGUAUUCACUUCCAAGCACUCGAAAAGAUGGUUAAGACCAUGUACANNGAUACCCUGAUCUAUCGAAGAGAAAAGGACAAAGGUCCUGUCGGCGAGUGGUUUGCGGAACUCAUCCGUGAAGACGCAUGGUUCAGCAAAGUUGUGCCUAAUUUCAAAGUCCUCAGCAAGGAUGAACUGCCUGAGGGCAUGGAUGGCGGUACCUCGUUUACCUCUGUCUGCAUUAACACAGCGAUCUAUCUCCCUUGGCUGGUAUCGCAGUGCCUCAAGAACGGCGUCAUCUUCAAGCGGGGUGUCGUCAAGCAUAUUGCAGAUGCCACAUCGCUUCACCACUCUGGAAAGAAGGCCGACUUGGUAGUCAACUGUACUGGGCUUUUCUCUCUCUUCAUGGGAGGAGUUCAAGACAAAAACAUGUAUCCAGCCCGUGGACAGAUCGUUCUCGUUCGCAACGAUCCAGGAUACAUGGCCACCACUUCAGGAACCGAUGAUGGAGACGAUGAGGCAGUCUAUAUCAUGCACCGUGCGGCAGGCGGUGGUUGUAUCCUGNGGGGCUGUUUGCAAGCGGAUAGAUGGGACUCGGCAGUGGACCCAAACCUUGCCAUCCGCAUCAUGAAACGUGCAAUCGCUCUAACACCUGAGCUCGUUCCCGAAGGAAAGGGUAUUGAAGCAUUGGACGUUAUCAGGCAUGGUGUAGGCUUGAGACCAAUGCGUAAGGGCGGCAUCAGAACUGAGAAGGAAACCAUCAAGGGUCCAGAUGGACUCGCGAUUAAGGUUGUGCACAGCAUUGGUCAUGGCGGAUAUGGAUACCAGACUUCAUGGGGCUGUGCUGCCGCUGUGGUUCAACUUGUCGACGAGUCUUUGAAGGAGAAGGCUCGUCUG
Aureobasidium musti is the source of this 1192-nucleotide messenger RNA. NCBI's taxonomy places the organism in Eukaryota, Fungi, Ascomycota, Dothideomycetes, Dothideales, Saccotheciaceae. The record is from the annotation of a GenBank genome assembly.